Molecule: messenger RNA, 3645 nt
Organism: Cyphellophora europaea CBS 101466
Lineage: Eukaryota; Fungi; Ascomycota; Eurotiomycetes; Chaetothyriales; Cyphellophoraceae
Exons: 1
Coding region: 1-3645 (1214 amino acids)
Biological process (GO): sister chromatid cohesion
Cellular component (GO): nucleus; cohesin complex; chromatin
Molecular function (GO): chromatin binding
Source: RefSeq, a predicted model, not a curated record
AUGGAGACGGACUCGGAACUGCCGAACGGUACUGCGGACUCGAACCGACGGAAGUCGGGUCGCGUCUCGCGCAGACCGGAUGUGUUUGCGGAGGAAGAGCAUGCAGGCAGUCUACUUGCGAAUGGCUCCGCAAAACGCAAACGCGUGGCUGUUACUCACGCCAAUGACACAGAAGACGAGGACGAGACAUCUGAAGACGACGAGGACGAAUCAGAGCCCGACGACGAAGAUGUGAGAGAGAAACAAAGAACGCAGAACAAGCGCAAGAAUCCUCCUAAACAGGCGAUCAAACGAGUCAAGACGAAUGCAGGGACCAAGCUUGCAAUCCGAUCUGCCAACGCUCCGGGUCGUCCCGCCACAAAAUCUGCCAAAGUACAGAGAGCCCGAGCACGACAGAGUCAGGUUCAGAAGGAGGGACUCUACGCCGAAGUGUUUGGACGAGGACAGGAUGCGGAUCACGCAGCAGGCCUCUGGAUUGGCUCUGUACGAAAGGACAGUGUGGCAGCCAUCCGGGACUUGGUCAAUUUCAUCUUCGAGUGUAUUGGGUGCGAAAUCAAAAUAACGUCUCCUGAUAUCGAGGAUAUCGACAAUGUCCCAGGAAGGCUGGGCGAUGUCUUAGAGGAGCAAUACUCUGAAAACCAGAGCGCCGAUUAUCCGCUGGUGUCCAAAUCCAAACAGUACGCAGAGUUCAAGACCGUCUUGACUGAGUUCUUUGACGCUCUGGUAAAGGCACUCCACAACUCCUCCAUUCUCUACGAGCAGCCCGAGGUGUACGAUAACAUUCACGUCUGGGUCGGUACCAUGACCGGUGCGAAUUUCCGACCUUUCAGACAUACGGCGACAGUCAUUUCGCUCUCCAUGAUUACUGCACUCUGUGAUCUUGCUGGUGAGAUCCAGCAGAGCACGUCUACCACCAAGACUCAAUUGGAUGCGGAGAAAAAGAAGCGGAGCUCCAACAAAGGCAGAGUCGCUUCAUUACAAGAGAGCAUGAAGGCCGACGAAAAGAAGCUAGAGAUAAUCGACGCUUCCCUGCGCGACGGCUUUGAUACUGUAUACGUUCACCGGUAUCGGGAUGUCGAUGAGAAGAUUCGGGUUGAAUGUGUCGCUGCAUUGGGUAGCUGGAUCACCAAGUACCGUAAGAUGUUCCUGGAAGGCCAGUACCUGCGAUACUUGGGUUGGGUCAUGUCUGAUCCGAACGCGCCGACACGGCUGGAAGUCGUACGGCAAAUCAAGAUGCUGUUCAGCCAGAAGCGGAAUGUGACUGCGCUGCGCGCCUUCACGGAUCGGUUCCGGCCACGCAUGGUUGAGAUGGGCGCUCGAGAUGCCGAUGUAAGCGUGAGAGUUGAAAGCAUCGAGCUUCUGGACAAACUGAGAAACUAUGAGCUUUUAGAGCCUGAUGAUAUCGACACGAUCGGGCGACUGAUCUUCGAUGCUGAGCCAAGAGUAAGGAAAGUGGUCGGCAAAUUCUUCGUUUCCAAUAUCGAAGACUUGUACAAAGCUCUAGUGGAAGACUGGGAGACGGACCAAUAUAGCGAUGCUCUGCCUACUGUUGAGGACACGGAUGAUAUGAUGGACGCAAACCAGUCAUGGAUCAAGUUCAAGUGCCUCGCACAAACCUUGAGCAGCUAUGAUGCUCGCUCCGAAUCGGCCAAUAGCCCAGAAGACAACAUUCGAACGCUGGCUAGUACCGACAACGCCGACUCCCGGUAUAUGCUCGCGACUCAAUCGAUCUAUUCGCACAUGAAAGAGCUCAAUCACUGGGAGUCGCUUGCAGGAUACCUGCUCUAUGAUCAUUCCUCUAUCACUGCCAGCGGGGACGACAGCGAUGUUUCGCAAGCCGCCCAAGGUACCUACAAACUCAGCCAAGGCGAGGAGAUCGUUCUCCUAGAUGUUCUCUACUUCUCAGUCAAGAUGUAUCUGGCUGGUGUACUCGACCUCGCCAGAGAUAAGAAGGGAGGCCGCACCAAUGCCACCAAAGACUCCAUCCACCAGAAACAAGAAACUGCCGCGCACAACCUCUCGACCAUCAUUCCGCAGCUCCUCUCUCGCUACGGCAGCACACCUGAAGCCGCCACUUCCAUCUUGCGUCUCGAACAACUUCUGGAUGCCGACUUGAUUGGAGAUCUGCAAGGCGGCGAAGCUACAUACUCGUCUUUGCUCGACGACAUCAACAAACAAUUCACUUCGCACUCCGAUCGCAAGGUAUUGGCCGAAGCAUCGCGUUCUCUUCGCGUAGCGCGUACUUACGAGCAGUCGAAGGACGCCGCGACUGCCAAAGUGCAGAAGCUCUGGAGCGAUAUCAUCAGCUCACUCCAGUCCCUCCUCAAAGGCAAGACAGUUGGAACACGAGGAACCCUGGACCGGAACAUUCUCCGCGAACUCGUCAACGUGUGCGUGCGUGUGGCCAAUCUUGCCAGCGUCAGCGACUGUGCAGAGAUCCUCGAAGCAAAGUUACCUGUGCAUGGCAAGAAAGGCAAAGGCAAGGGCGGUGGUUGGGAAGAUGGAACUCUUCUCGAACUUCUUAUGAAGCUUGUCGCUCACGGCAUGCUGGACGACGAUACCACUGAUGCGGUUGCUGAGAUGGAGGACCAGCUUUGCAUGGCGGUCAUUACCGCCUUGUCUUUUUAUUUCCGCUGGAAGAUCGUGUCGCUGAAGGCUGCGAUCGAGAGCAAUGACGCGCGGUCCCUCUCCACGCGUCCCAUUGUUGACCUGGGAUUAAAACGCGAGAAUUUUAUCGAAGUCCUUACGCCCGUUGUUGCGGGACGCUUGCCGCUCGACCAAGUCCGUGUGACAGGAGUUCUUACGGUACUGGAUGUCUUCACGCUCUUUGCCACAACAAAGCACCUGCAGCCUAAGCCUGGCAGGGGUGAGAUAGACGAUGAUGUGGAGGCUAACGUGGCGAGCUUGACCGUCAGCGUACCCGAAGAGCUACUUACCGAAAUAAUGCAGACCUACGAACGGAGCGAAAAGUCCUUCGCCCGAAAAACAAACCGAAAGAUCGUUGAGCCAAGAAAAGCUGGCAAAAAGGGUGGUAGCAGAGCUGGCACGGUCGAAGCGGAGACCGAGCAGACGCAAGAAGACAUCGAAAAGCCUCCUGAAGACUCAGACGACGAAGACGACGACGACGAAAGCAGUGAAGAUGACGGUGAGGCAGAAGCCGCGGAGGGCAAGGAAGGCCGCAAGCAAGCCAACCUCAUUGCCGAGCAAGGGCUCUGUGAAGUCACGUCCAAACUGGUCCUCGCAACCAUCGCGGGCGUGCUGGAGGGCAAGGAAGCUGUCAAGACCCGCUUGAACCUCAACCGAAGCAAGUUGGGCAAGAGCUACGCCGGCGUGGUGGCGUACCUAGACGAGAAGAAGGACAAAGAGAAGCAGCGCCCGACAUCGAAAUCUGGGCCCGCCGGAGAGAAGAAAGGAUCCAAGGCGAAGAGCAAGGAGAUCGUCACGGAGGCGAUGGAGCUGGAGCACGAUCAGAUCGUGGAUGUGGACGAUGUAGCAGACGUGGUGGAGGAGAGACGCGAUGCGGUGGAGCGGGAGAUUGAGGACGAAGAGGAGCUGGAGCGCGAGGACCGUGAGCUUGAGGAUCGCGACGAAGACGAGGCGCGGGGAGAGGCAGAUGAUGAUGACGAUGAGGUUAUGGGUGAUUGA